Messenger RNA from Seriola dumerili (greater amberjack), 3760 nucleotides. It is a transcript of the gene slc22a15, whose product is annotated as solute carrier family 22 member 15. Gene Ontology annotation, cellular component: membrane. The transcript has 13 exons. The record is from RefSeq and is a predicted model, not a curated record. The coding region runs from base 82 to 1593 and encodes 503 amino acids. Gene Ontology annotation, molecular function: transmembrane transporter activity. Gene Ontology annotation, biological process: transmembrane transport. NCBI's taxonomy places the organism in Eukaryota, Metazoa, Chordata, Actinopteri, Carangiformes, Carangidae.
GAACCCGGAAGUGAAUGCAGGUCACUCUCACACGUUUCGUUCUUCUUCGGCGGUGAUGCCGAACCAGAUCUCCUACCUGGGAUGGAUUUAGAAGACGCUUUUCAAGUUGUCGGCGAGUUUGGACCCUACCAGAAGCGGGCGGUGGCCGUCCUCGUCCUGACGCAGUUGUACAUGGCCUGUCAGUCCAUGCUGAUCGUUCUGGUUGGAUCUACACCCGAGUAUCGGAUCGAGCAGGAGAAGAGCGGCGGCGUCCCGUCCGGUCAGCAGGAGCUCCUCCAGCACGUCACCUUUACAGAGAACAUCGACUCCAUAGUGACCGAGUGGUUCCUCAUCAAGCAUCAGGCCUAUAAGGUCAGUCUCGCCGGAUCGCUGUUCUUCGCCGGGCUUCUGGUUGGGAACGUCGUCUUUGGGCCGCUGUCCGACAAGAUCGGCAGGAGACCUGUUUACCUGACAGGUCUGUUCUUUGAGGUGAUCUUUGGUUAUGUGACCGCGUUAGCGCCCAGCUACGAGGUGUUCGCCGUGUCCCGCCUCCUGGUGGGGCUGAUGAACGGCGGCAUCGGCCUGGUCUGCUUCGUCCUCACCCAGGAGUAUGUGGGCAAGUCGUACUGGGCCAUGACGGGGACGUUGACCAGUAUGACGUUUGCGGUCGGUAUCGCUCUGUUCGGAGCUCUGGGUUACUUCAUCCGGCCGUGGCGGAGCCUGGCCACAGUGGCCAACUCGUCGGGCGUCCUGUUCUUCCUGCUCUCAGUCACUCUCCCAGAGUCUCCUCGCUGGCUGUAUUCUCAGGGUCAGACAGAACGAGCUGAAGAGGUCCUGCGCUACAUGGCGCUGAGAAACGGCAACGCGGCCAACCGCCUCAGGCUGCAGCGGGUCGGCGGCGCCGCCAAAGCCGGUAACCGUGACAACAGGGGCGCGGGCGUCCUGCAGCUGGUGAUUCACCCAGUCCUCAGGCUGAGGACCAUGGUGCUCAUGUACGUCUGGUAUGCGUGCAGCCUGGUGUACUACGGUCUGACUCUCGGGGCCAGUGAGACCUCAGGCAGCCGCUAUGUUAAUGUCGCCAUGUACGGCCUGGUGGAGCUGCCCGCCUACCCGCUCUGCAUAUACUUCAUCAACAAGCACUGGGCUGGGAGGAGGAAAAGCAUGGCCAGCUUCCUGUGUCUGGCUGGCUCCGCCUGCCUCUGCACCACGUUCAUCCCCGAAAACACGGGAACUUUGCUUAGCGUCACGUCGUUGGCGCUUCUGGGGAAACUGAUGGUGAGCGCGGCGUUCAACAUCGCCUACGUCUACACCUCUGAGCUCUACCCGACAGUUAUCAGGAACGCUGGUCUGGGGGUGUGUUCAAUGUCGUGCAGAGUUGGAGGAAUCCUCGCACCAUUUGUUCCUUCCAUGCGGGCUCUCCACAGCUCCAUGCCCUUCACUGUGUUCUGUCUGAGUGGACUGUCCGCCGGCUGCCUCGGCCUCCUGCUGCCCGAGACCCUCAACGGACCUGCAGCAGAAACUCUGGAGGAGCUGAGCAGCCCGACCCGCGGCCGAGUGCUGGAGAGCAAGGCUCUUCUCUACGAAGACGACAAAUGGAAACCGAACCACAAGUGAAGCCGGCGGCCUCGUCUUCAUCACCGGAGCGGCUCAGAGCAGCGGCGUAGACGCACCUCGUUCCUCGUGGACGUGCCGCCUCAAAACGGUGAACUGUCCCUUUUUAAUUAACACGAAGGACCGAUCACCAGGUUCGCUUCUUACGUCCGUGAAUUGUGACGUUUCAAAAAUGAUGGCGGGGAGCCGUUGACCUUCAGGAAGAGGGUUCGAAGGUUCGACGGUUCCUCCUGUAUCUGACUUUACAGAAAAGCCAAAUAAUCAAUCCUCUGCCUUUUAAUUAAUAUUCCUGGAUAUUGUCGUGGUGUUUGUGCCUUAAUGGGUGGCGGACAGCCGGGACAGAUGUGAGACUUACGUGACUUUCAGGAGACGCUGGUAGUUGUGUGUGUGAAAAACACCAGCAACAAAUCAAAGUAUGGUUCAUUUCUACGACCACAGUGAACCAUAAAACCAGCGCUGGUAGCCAUGGGAACAAUCAUCAGCAGGACUUAAUGGAAGAUGGAAAAUUACAAUCUUAAUCACCAGAACAUGUUGAGGUCAGAUUUAAAGGAUUUAUAUGAUUCUAAAAGGUCCUGCUACACGUUCAGACCUGUGACACCGAAUCUAGACGCCAUACGCCUUAACCUGCUGAUCCAGUAGGACGCCUGCUGUUGUCUUUGCUGUGGUGGACGGUUGAGGAACUGUAUGUAAAGCUGUGGUUUGUGCGUUGCAGGUAGAAAGGCAGAUGGUUUGAUCAGGACGUGUAGAAAAGGUCGGGUGGGUGAAAACAUUUCUGAUGACCUCACGGGUCUUUAGUCGCAGUGCUUGUGCGGCAUGAAGGUACGGUCGCGUCGGUGGGAGCUCGUAGAGUUCACCUCCGUUCACCUUUUUGAUUGGUGGACUCUCACUGAUAACCAACAGAACCAGUGAUCCACCGCGCUCGAAAAUGGAGAACUCAUUAUUUUAGACCACAAACUGCCGCAUCACUCUCUCAGAUUUUUCACUUUGUGAUUGACAUGACAAUCACAACCUUUUCUGGGGCCGAGAGCCGGGCAGAUUCGUCAGACGGAAAUCUAACAAGCUACUCAGCUAAGAGAUGCAGUCUUUUGAGGAAGCUGAGUUGUCAGUUUCAUGGCGUCUUUAAUGCAGAGACAGUGACAUGUGACAGGACGGCGCAGGAAAGCUCAUGAAGAAAGUCAACAGUUGGGUAGAAAAGGGCAGGUACGACUUCAAACCUCGACACUGGGACUCACCUGUUGAGUGUUGGAGCUGAUGCCGGUAUUAGUUGCGGGGAAUUCUUCAGCACGAACGAAAUGACAGUGACGUGGACUCGAUGUGGUAUCAAGAGUGUGCAGCUCAGUUGUUGUUAUCAGGUGUGAUGAUCAACCUGAACAGAACACAGAGAUAACGUGUUUCUCCAUCGGACUGAUAUUGUCAGUUUCCAGCUGAUUAGAGAAGCUGGUGACAACGGGACCGACACCAUCACAGUCGAGGAAAAACUUGUGCUUAUUUAUCUUCUCUGAUAUCGAGGUCCUUGAGCGUUUGUUUGUGUGUGUGGUGGUCGCUGCAGUUGGAUUAAAACUGUAUCUGUCAGUAAAUUAAAAGACUCGGACACAAAAAAGAAGAAGAAGAAGUUUUGCAAGAGGUUCUGGUAACUGCAGGAGGAAGGUGGAGUCUGUAAAAAUAAACCAAGCGUUUCGUGGUAGCGGUUGCACAUAUCUUUUAUUAUUGUUGACGUGAGCAACAAAGUCGUCGUCAGGUUCAUGAAAAGAUACAAGGACACGUCAGUUUACGCAUUAAUAAAUAACCAUGUGUCAACAGAAAUAGUAAUCAUGAAUCAAUAAUCAAUCAAACUGUCACUGAGAGACGAGGCUUGAACUGAAAUGGCUGUAACACCCCUCAACCCCAGAAGGAUUUAAAUGAGGUUCCCCAUGUGACAACAGAUGGAAACACUUCUGUGCCUUUAACACUGAUGAAGCUGAUAAACUUUGGAUGUGGAUUGUUAAAAUGAAAAAUCUUAUUUGAUAUUAUUGGUGUAAACUUUGGCUAAGAUGUUUUAAAUGCAGUCAUUUUGUAUUGUGUUUACAAUCACACUAUUAUGUAGAUAUACUGUACUGUAUUAUAAUGAUAUCUAAGUGUGGUUCCUUUAAACUGUAAUAUUAUCUAUUUAUGCUGAAGGAAGUAAACAGUU